AUGAGUUCUGACUGGGCAGCCAAAUUGGCUAAUGUAGUUCCGCCAUCUACAGAUAAACUCUCUAAAUUAGAAAAGAGUCACACCAAAAAGAAAAAUGCAUCGCUUACACCACCACCAUCGACAACAACAGCAACAGCAGCAAUAGGUACAACAAUGAUGACAAGAGCGACGGCGAAAUCGCCAUCUCCCUCUACAAGCUCCUCUACUCCUACCAAAUCCUCAUUACUCACUGGCAUGCGUUCAACCACACCCACAAAUGUCGAGUCAUGCGAAUUCAAUUCAAAGGAAUUGCUAGAAUAUUUCGAUUCCGAAUACAAAAGGUAUCUCAAUGAAGCCAAGAAGGAUAAAGAUGGUGAAGUUUACAAGAUCUACAAGUCCUUGGAAUCUUCAAACCAAUGGACAACAAAAUUAUCACUGAAUUUAAAUAAAAACUUUGGGCCCAAGAAUGUGUUUAGAAAUAGUAAAAAUAAUGGUGAGAAAAAGGAUUCCUACCAUUCAUCAGAGAAUGGAUUUAAUGGGCCAAAUGUCAAUACGGUUGAUAUUCUAUUUGAGCUCAACCGAUCUAUAUACCAACAAAGAACUCAAUCACAGCUGCACUCGCAAAAUAGUUGA
Molecule: messenger RNA, 612 nt
Organism: Lodderomyces oxycetoniae
Lineage: Eukaryota; Fungi; Ascomycota; Pichiomycetes; Serinales; Debaryomycetaceae
Exons: 1
Coding region: 1-612 (203 amino acids)
Source: RefSeq, a predicted model, not a curated record